UGUGUGUGGUCAAGGGGUCAGUUGAUUGUAGAAUAAACACAAUUGAAUCUGGCAGGAACUUUUACUAGGUUAGUAUUAUAGCAAAUCACCAUGUUGACGAAAGGACACCCUGUGAAAAGAGACAACAGAAGUAUCUCUCCUGAAGGGAAUAAGGAUGGAACAACGGGACGUAAGAAAGUUAAUAAGAUUUGAUGACAGGACAGCGUGGCGCACCUGUUCAGAUCAGCCUCACUGUAACUGCAGCUUGCUGAGCGCUGUGAGUACAACACAGAGCUUCUGUUGCUUCACAGACUUUAGCACAUCUUUCUUUUCAACAAUGCGCCUCUACCAGAGCACACAGGUAUCACAAAAAAUGGACCUUCGAAAUAGAAGAGAGAGACAUCACUGUUGGAUGGUCCCGCCUCGCCAGGUGAUUGAGAGUCAACAACAGGAGGGUGGUGACCUCAUCAAGCCCUGGAGGCUGCGAAAUCCUGUCCUGGCUUCUCCCCAACACAAAGCCCUUCACCAAGAGCUGCUCUUCUGCCACAGACGAGGUCUGCUGCCCAGGAAAAGGCCGGAGCUGCAGUGUGUGCUGGAAAACAAACGGAGAGAGCAGCUCAAGCGCAGGGAGCUCGACCUCCUUCCUCCCUCUGACUUGGAAGUGAAGCUACGCAGGAUACAGCACAGAAUACAAGCUUAUGAGCUGGAGGAGAAGAAGAGGAGUGAGAGUCUGCGGAACUUACCAGAGUUUGUCCGUGUGAGAGGAAACCUGAAGCAUAUCCAGACUUGUUUCUUAUGAUCACCAGUUCCUGUUCUUCAUUUUUGAUUGACAACCAAAGCCUUGACAGACACUGAUUACUUUUUACAUACUAAAAAUUGUGAUUUAUAAAAGCUUUAUAUUUCAGAUUGGAAUAUUCAAAAUUCAUGUACCAUGUAAAUUCAGAUGGUGCUUUGGAGUUUUAAAAUCCUCCUGUAACGUU
Messenger RNA from Thunnus maccoyii (southern bluefin tuna), 959 nucleotides. RefSeq names its product protein FAM107B. Bases 155 to 778 code for a protein of 207 amino acids. The record is from RefSeq and is a predicted model, not a curated record. The transcript is spliced from 6 exons. NCBI's taxonomy places the organism in Eukaryota, Metazoa, Chordata, Actinopteri, Scombriformes, Scombridae.